Molecule: messenger RNA, 1008 nt
Organism: Paraglomus occultum
Lineage: Eukaryota; Fungi; Glomeromycota; Glomeromycetes; Paraglomerales; Paraglomeraceae
Source: the annotation of a GenBank genome assembly
AUGGAGUUCAAUUUCGAUUUUGAUGAGGACGAUCCGCUUGUACAGGCACUGGUUAAGCAACGAAAAACACAACCGCAGAAGACGGUUGUAGAUUACAUUCCAAAGCAUGAUUAUGCAGAAUGGUUUCAUGCUCCGAAUCCCAUUCCUCCGUCCGUCCUUUUACAAACAAAACACGGUGCAAACCAUCUGAAAUACUCAAUUGAAUAUCAUUACGCUCAUGGAAACCAUGCAAAAGCGUUAGAAUUAUCGCUCGAGUUUAUAAACUUUGUGAAAUACAGCUCGGAAAACGUAAGAAACUUACAUGGAACGAGAGAUUUGUAUGAGACAGCAGCAAGAAGUGCUGUUAGAUUAGGUGACUAUGAGCAAGCAGUUGAAUUUGUUAACGAAAUCGACAGCGAAGAACCUGGCCACUUUCAACUUAAGGCAAUGGUUUAUUUCAAAGCUAAACGAUACGUAGCUUACUUAUCCUUAACUACUCCAUCGAUAGCCGCGAUAAAGAAUAACGUAUCCUAUCUCGAUCUUCGAAAAAACGAUUUCAGCGCAUGGAAGAGUAUUGGGCACUGCCUUGUUGCUCUGUCUUGUCCACGGCGAUACCAGACAUUCUCCGGCGACCUACCAUCCACCACCAUAUCCACUCUAGCACUUCACUCAUUCCGCAAAUCAUUUACUAUCUUGACAUCUUCGCUAUGGCCAAACGUUGAUGUCAUACGUAGUAGAUACGGAAGGGAAAAGCGAGAGUUAGAGGAGAUGAUUGAAAUGCUGGAAAAAUUAACACCAUAUGACGGCAAACCAGAGAUGACGGAAGAUUUGAAAAACUUGGAAGGAGCAAAAAUGCAAAAGAAGGGAGAAGAAAAUAUGAAACAUCCUGAAGACGGUGAAGAUGAACGUAGAUAUGAAAACAUCUUCACGAAGGAGAAUUUAAUAGAGCAGGACGUUUCUGAAUUUCAGGAAGCCUUGAAAGGUGUAGAAGAAUGGAUUCUGAGAGAGUGUAGCGAAACGACCACCUAA